AUGCUUGAGCUAAAUGAAAUCUCGGCGUACGAGGUACUUUCGCCCGAGAAUAAUUCUGGAAGCUGUCAACAUCAUGAAGACUGUGAAAGCGUAGUGCUCGGAUACGGAAGAAUCGAUGAAGGUUGGAAGGCAUCUCAACAGAUAGCUGUGGUACAUUCCCCCGUGCGGGCGGUACAGAUACUCCGCCAACAGCCGCUGGAGGAUGCGGCCUGCAGGGCAGCCGCCGAGUAUGCGCGGCAGGGGCAGCUGGCUGAGGCAGCGAACGCGGAGGCCGCCAGUUUCCACCAGCUGCUGCUGCAGCAAAAUAGGCAGCAUCAUCAGCAGCUGGUGGAGGAGCUGAGGGCGGCCCGGGUGGUGCAGCAGCAGCUGGCAGCAGAGAUGCGUGGUUUGAGAGAGGCCACCGGCCUCAUCGCGACAACACUGCGCCAGCUCCUGGCUGCCCUGGCUCGCCUCUGCGAGCAUCCUCAGCCAUGAGGGACAGUCCCCCCCCCCCCCCCAUAUCAUCCUUUAGUAUUAAUAGGUACAAGUGUUGCCCAUCUUUCCGUUCAAAUCACCGCUGCAGCAUUUGGUGGUGGUGCCCAUACCUCCUCGAAAGCUGUUGUGCCGAGUUGUAGCCAGUCUUGUGAAAUUAUGUGCAGGUCAUGUGCGACCAUGGCAGCGAAAGCUGAUAGUGCUGUGAUGUCACUUGAAACACAAAUGCGUGUCUUUUUUUUUUGGUAUGUAGCACUAAAGGAUGAUAUGACUGUUUUCCCUACAUUUCUGUGCCUAAUCAUUUUUUUUUCAAGGUAAUUUCUUUUCAUGUGUAUUUUCACUUGCAGUGCAAGUUUGCCCAAGUGAGACGUUAUAAAUUAUAUGUAGAAUGUUUGCCAUAUUUCCGUUAGGUGUUGUUCACUUCUGUUUUGCUGUUACUGAUAUGUUUCAAUGCGCACCGUUUUUCCAAGGAAGAUAUACACUAUGCAAUCACUUUUACAGCAACUUCGACAUUGUCUCGCACACAUACAGGUGCACUUAACUACAAUGCUGUGAUAACUGGAAAUGAAUUUUCAUGCCAUAUGUAUGUCAUGUUUGCAACGCCUACGCAAUGCUAAGUAGCCGAAUUGGAAUUUUUUUUAACACCAAGCGCCUGUUACUUGUGAUAGUUAUUGUGAUAUUUCAGGUGUCCUUACCUGUGAUAGCAGUACAAUCUA
This is a messenger RNA of Dermacentor andersoni, 1187 nucleotides long. NCBI's taxonomy places the organism in Eukaryota, Metazoa, Arthropoda, Arachnida, Ixodida, Ixodidae. The record is from RefSeq and is a predicted model, not a curated record.